Polyodon spathula (Mississippi paddlefish) is the source of this 3584-nucleotide messenger RNA. Its product is annotated as rho-related GTP-binding protein RhoG-like. Gene Ontology annotation, molecular function: protein kinase binding; GTPase activity; GTP binding. The transcript is spliced from 3 exons. Gene Ontology annotation, biological process: small GTPase-mediated signal transduction; regulation of actin cytoskeleton organization; cortical cytoskeleton organization. The record is from RefSeq and is a predicted model, not a curated record. Gene Ontology annotation, cellular component: cell cortex; cytoskeleton; cytoplasmic vesicle. The coding region runs from base 156 to 731 and encodes 191 amino acids. NCBI's taxonomy places the organism in Eukaryota, Metazoa, Chordata, Actinopteri, Acipenseriformes, Polyodontidae.
AUUUGGGGCAGCUCCCCGGAUGCUACUCGAGUCUGAGUGAGAGAGAAGGGAAGCGGGAGUUGGGAGUGAGGUGAGCUCUCAAAUGCAAGGAAAAGCAAACAAGUCAGUAUUUUAAAAGCAUCUGAAUACUGCGGCUGUGUCAGUGUGGAUGAAGGAUGCAGACGAUCAAGUGUGUGGUGGUGGGGGACGGCGCUGUUGGGAAGACCUGCCUGCUGAUCUCCUACACGACCAAUGCCUUCCCGGAGGAGUACAUCCCCACGGUCUUUGAUAACUACAGUGCGCAAAAUGCAGUGGAUGGGCGCAUGGUCAGCCUAAACCUGUGGGACACAGCAGGCCAGGAGGAAUACGACCGCUUGCGUACACUCUCAUAUCCGCAGACCAAUGUCUUCAUUAUCUGCUUCUCCAUCGGGAGUCCCUCGUCACACGCGAAUGUGCGACACAAGUGGCACCCCGAAGUCUCGCACCACUGCCCCAAUGUGCCUAUCCUGCUAGUAGGGACCAAGAAGGAUUUGAGGAACGAUGGUGAGACCAUCAAGAAGCUGAAGGAACAGGGCCUUGGGCCGACGACACCACAGCAAGGGAACUCGCUGGCCAAGCAGAUCGGGGCAGUGAAGUACAUGGAGUGCUCAGCCCUGCUGCAGGAAGGGGUGCGUGAGGUGUUUGCAGAAGCUGUGCGUGCAGUGUUGUAUCCCGUUACUAAGAAGAACACCAAGAAGUGUGUGUUGUUGUAAUGCGCAGGGCUGAAAGAGCUGGGGGACUGCAUUGCAAACUAUGUCCCAGCGGGUGCCCACAAUCCAGUUUAUAUAGUUCCAGGUUCAGUAGAUGUUUGUCAUCUCCUAUUCUCUCUGUCUCUCGCUCUCUCUCUCGCUCUCUCUCUCUCUCUCUCUCUCUCUCUCUCUCUCAAAAGGGAUCUAGCUGCACUGAACCUGCCACCUAACUGGAGAACGCUUCCAAUUAUUUUUUUUUAAACGUUUAUUUUUCUUAGAAAUUGUCAGUCCAAGGAAAUGGAUUAGUUUUGUGAAAAAGCUGCACCUUCCCAUGCAAGGCUUCCAACUUUGCAACAUUCCUUCAUUAUGUUGCUGCCUGCCAAGCAGCUGGCAUAUCGGAGAGUUAAAAGGAUGGGGUAAUUGGGUUCAUGUGGAACUGACCAGGAAAGGUGAUGGUUAGGUGGGGGGUAGGUAAGGAUUGUAUUUGUGGGUAAAAUGUGAUAGUGCCUUGAGUUGGGAUUUUAAAGCCCAAUUACAACCAUGAAACAAAAACAUACUUAAUUUAAACACUUGUUUUCAAGUAGCCAAGUUUUGGUUUAUGCAACUGACCCCUUUUUUGUCACAGUAAAGUAGCAUGGCUAGUUUAAACUGAGCCUGUUAGGAAAAAUUAAGAUGCAAUUGUAUUUCCCCAACCCAGUCCAACAAAGAUCCUCCCCUCCCUCUUCACAGCAACAAUGUUCCUGCUUCUGUCAUUAUUGCACCAACAUACCUUUUCUUCUUGAUUUGUCCACAGGGAAAAUAACCUAAUACAUGUCUUGCAUAUCUUUUGCUAUUGCAUCUAAUUGUUUAAACUAUAAUGGUUUUGGGCAGAUGCCCUGUCUUGGUGUGGGUUGUACACAACAAAAUUACAUUUUGUUUAAAAAAAAAAAAAAAAAAAAAACACCACAUCUGGAUUCAUUGAAACAAAAAUAAUUUUACCUUUGCUAAAUUCUAAUUGCAUUUUAUAAUGAAGAAUUUAAAUGUUUCUCAAACCUCAGGGUGAGACUGAUUAGGUGUAACAUAUUCAUUAUAAUGGUGACUGACGGCAUUGCUGACAGCUGCCCAGUGCUGUUGAACUAGCAGUGUUUCACAGCAGGCUUCCCUUCAUUGAAUGAAUGAGUGUGUGCAUAAAAUUAACAUUAAGGUAGCCAUCUCUUUCAUGAUAUUCUCUAAAACAUAUGCUGAUCCAAUUAGAAUCUACAAAGGUCACAACUCCAGGUACAAUGGAUCAAUUUCCUAAAGAAACUUGACAACCACUGCUGCACGCUUUCCUGUUUACUGAACAGUCUUUAUCUUAUUUGUCACUGUGGCACAGACCCUGGUUCCCAUGCUAGCAGUUUGUUCUUGCACCAUUAAACAGCUUUACAUACUGUACAUUGUAUGCUGCUGUAAAGGGAAAACAUAUGUCAGUGCCUUGUUAAUUCGUUGCCUUAUUUACAGUAGAGAAUGAUGGAGUGUUUGGUAGUUUCUCUGAAGCAAGUUGGACGAGAACUCUGCUUUAAAUAAUUGCCACAGUGUAAUUGUGGCAGGCAAGGGCUUGAUGUAUAUUGUAGUGGUUUCCAUCUGUGUAUGUGUGUUUUUUUUUUUUUUAAUCAACAGUGCAGUUCAGAUGUUCCAGUUGUGGCUUUGUCAAACAUUUAAAUGAGUCAUGGCUUAACCCUUAAAGGUACAACAAAAAAUCUUUCGAUUGUCAUACUUCUGUACAGACUCGACUGAAAGGUGAUACAUUUAUUGGAAAUGCUUCCUUUGCAGGAGGUAUAAGGGACCUACCUGUAUCUCACAAUUUAUGCAGGACAUGGGACUAGUCAAUAGGGGACCCUUGUAUCUACUGGAAAAUGUGUGUGCUUUUCUUUUAUUAACCGUAUCAUGACUUAUCAGAAUAAUCUGCUGCCUCCAAUGUACAAGACAUGGAAUAAAAAGCACUUCAAAAAAUCAAAUCCUAAAUAUAGGUGGGGGCAUCGUUUGCUUAAUUUUUGUUAUGUUUAAAACUGCCCAAAAAAAAAAAAAAAAAAAAAAGCGCUUUUGAGGUAGUCUAGACAUUUGACCAGUGUUCAGUAACAAAAUCCUAUGUGUUUGAGAAUGUUCUGCUCUUGCUGUCCAUCUCACCUAAUACUUCUGUUUGUAUAGGGGUGAGUGGUGGGUCUGACUGGUUACCUGACUGUCCAGGUGCAUGAUGAGUCAUGAUUUCCUGUAGGGAAAACCAUUCCAGGUAUCGCUUCACAAAUGUCUGUUAUUUCCCAUAAUGGCUAAACAGUAAUCACUUAAGGGGGGUACUAAGCUAUUUAACUAUGUAAGACAAUACACAGUGGUGUCUGCAUAAUACCCAUGUGUUUUUUUAAAAAAAAUUUUUUAAAACAUUAGUGUAUUUUAAAUUACUUUAUAGGGUUCUCCAACUGACAUCACAUGGUACAACACUACAUUUACUGCUGAUGUCAGGGAUUCUGUUUACUAUAUUGUCAUAACAAACAAUUUUAAAAUCAGUACAGUAUUUGCGCUUCUGCAAGGGCUACUUAAAACCUGAUUGCAUUGUUUCGAGUCCAAGUAAUGUGCCAUAGGUGUUCUUGCUACUAUGUUGCUUUUUGUGUUUAUCCCUUUCAAUUUCAGUAUGUUGGUAGUGAUAGUUAUACUGUGCUACCCAAGCUGGUGGUUAACUGGCAGGGGAUCAAAGGUGUUGAUGAGAUGCUAGAGAGGAUCAUCAGCUAAUCAUCAUUGUAGAAUGUUAAUAGUGAUGUACAGGUACAUACAUUCUAGGCUUUAGCAAAAGGAAUGUAUACUUCUCAAAACAAUUUCCCCAAAAAUCUGUAACUGUACUGUAUGUCUGUUCCUGUUAAUUAGAAA